CGAAACAAGCCUCGAAGAACUUGACGGUCUGGCUUCGAAGCGGUAGACUAGCCUAACAACCUUAAAAUCACUAGGAUCGUGAACUAGCCUACCCAAAUGCGUGGUGCUUUUACAGAAAUGUGAAAUUGCUGAUUUUUUCACAUGGAAUCAAUACCAGGUGAUAUAAUAGGAGCAAAAAGAAUUGUUUGUGUGCACGUUGAGCGAAUCGAUCGAGAAAACAAGGCGGCCGGAUCUGGAUCCUGGAUCGCGCUCAGACUACCAUUGCCUGCUCAUAAGCUCAAUUGCAGCUAAGAUGAAUCUUGCUCCUUUGGAUGAGGCCACUGUUUCCAUAGAAAGGAGUCCUGGAGACUUAAAGACUACUGACACAACUACAGGAAAUCUACAGGCAGAAUAUCAAAGUGUGGAGUCCUGCACUGAAUCGACCAGCCACAGACAGUCUUGUGUCAGUCCUUCUUAUGAGAGACCAGAAAGGACAAGAUCAAAUUCACCUGUGAGCAGUGUUAUCUCCAUGGCAAGUGUCAGAUCGAAGGACGAACCUAUUGACUUUACUGGUCAGGACGGUAAUGACCCUGGAGGAGUGCCUUGCUCAGUUUGUCCUCGGAGGGCUUGUAAAUCCUGUCUGACCUGCACGGCCUCUUUCUGUCUGGACCAUGUGAAGCAGCACUACACAGCUCCAGCACUGCAAAAACACAAUCUGGUGGAGGCCACUAAAGAUCUAGAGAGAUCUCAGAUGAAGAAAUAUGGAUUGACUGCACAGGAAGGAGUAAAGAGGAGUGAAUCAGUGGAGACUAUUGUGAAUAUGGCUUCUCUACUGUCAAAGGGAUCACCAGAGAUAUACACACUUAUCACAGAAAAGACAUGUGUAGAUCACGAUGAACAUAUAAAGAGGUGGACAUUUGGGAAGAAAGACAACAGCAAAAAGAUGGUCACCAUCCUAUUGGUCGGGGAAACAAGAACUGGGAAAACCACUCUCAUCAACAGCUUGAUCAAUUACAUCCUGGGGGUGAAGAAGGAAAACUAUGUCUGGUUUGAGAUUUCUGGGCUUUAUGAGGAGGACCAGACGGUAUCUAAAACAACUGACAUCACUCUUUAUGAGAUCUAUUCGAAAGCAUCCCCCAUUUCCUGGUCCAUCAUUGACACCCCUGGAUAUGGACACACUCGAGGGUUACACUAUGACAAGAUGAUCGCUGAGAGGCUUCACACUUUGCUCAAAUCUUAUAAUGGAAUCAGCUCGAUUGAUGCAAUAGGCCUGGUAGUAACUGCAUCCCAAAAUUGCCUUCAUGACCGACAGAUCUACAUCUUUGAUACAAUUCAGUCCUUACUUGGCAUGGAUGUUAAGAACAAUAUAGUAGUAUUCAUCACACAUGCUGAUGACCGGAUUCAUCAAAAUGUUUUCAAGGCCAUAGAGGAAGCAGGAGUUCAUGUUGCCAAAACAGACAAUAUGCCUGUCCAUUUUCUGUAUGACAACUUUCGGUCUAAAAAACAGGAAGCAAGUGAGAAUCUCUACGCUGCAAAGUGGGAAAUGGGACGGAAAAGCACAGAAAAAUUAACUGACUUUUUGAUCAACGUUGAAAAACAAAAUCUGAAAAUGACUCAAGAUGUUCUGGAAGGUCGUCUACUGCUUAGAACCUCUGUCAGGGACUUGGAGAAUCUGACUGAACAGAAAGAAAAGGAACUGGCCUUGGCCUUGAAAAUUAAGUUUGUGGUUAAUCAAACUAGCAAAGAAAUGGUCCCCAUCACCGAUAGAAAAUGGAAUGCAAAAGAAGCAACAUGUUGCAAAGUAUGUAAGGAGAACUGUCACCAUCCAGGCUGCUGGUGGGCUGCAGACCUUAAGUGGUGUAGUGUCAUGACAAAUAGCAUGUGCACCAAAUGUCCAGGAAAAUGUCCCACUACAGACCAUGUCAAAGGAACGAAAUGGUAUGUUGAAAGAACAACAGAAGUCCCAAUGACCUAUAUGGAACUGCAGCAGUAUGAAAGUCAGCAUGGAAAAAAGGUUGACUUAAAACCAGAUGAUGUAACACAACUGGCUAAAAUAACAAAAUUAGAAACAGAACUGGAGGAAGCAAAGCAUGAAAAGGAAAAACUACUUAAUGAUGCUUAUCAGGCUAUUAUUGACCUGGAAAAAAUAGCUUUGAAAAGCAACACACUUUCUACUCAGGUCCAUUUGGAUUUCCUCAUUGAAAAGAUGCGAGAAAUAGGAAACACUGAGAGGAUUAAGAAACUUCAGGGGAUGAAGGAUGGUGAUGAUGCUAGACAAAAUGCCCUAUCAUAUAUGAGAAGGGUUGAACAGAAAGAAGGAAAAAAGUGAUAAUUCCGUAAUUUAAUUUGUUAGUAGAUUGAGUGAUUUACCCUCUUAUUCAUUAUAUUGGCAAGGGGCACUGAUAUGGCGCCAAUACCACACUCGGGUCUACAUGCCCACUGGGACCUGGGUUUGAGUCCAACCCAGGUAAUUUCCCUAUCCCACCCCAUCUCUCUCUCUCCCAGUCAUUUCCUGUCACUCUCUUCACUGUCCUAUGAGAUUAAAGGCAUAAAAGCCUCCCCUCUUCUACUCACCUUGGUGAAAUACGUGUGUAUUUUCAUGGCAACAUGAAAACACGCUGGACCCCUGUUACUCCCCAUUUAAAGAUGGCUAUCUAUCUCCGGGGCUUUCAGCAAGUCCGACCACAUGCUGCCAUCCCUCUACUUCAAAAAUAUAAACGACGGCUGAGGCAGGACGUUACGGCUUUGAAUGAGGUCAGACGGUAGCCUGACAAGCCAGACCCACAUCAAGAUGUAGGGUCUGGGAACUUGCCAUUCGCAGUGCUCAAUCCGAGGGGCGGGAUAAACGAUUGCCUUUCAAAUUCCCUCUGCAUGCAAUAGGAUA
Alosa sapidissima (American shad) is the source of this 2863-nucleotide messenger RNA. RefSeq lists its product as uncharacterized. The record is from RefSeq and is a predicted model, not a curated record. The transcript is spliced from 8 exons. Gene Ontology annotation, molecular function: GTP binding; ATP hydrolysis activity. NCBI's taxonomy places the organism in Eukaryota, Metazoa, Chordata, Actinopteri, Clupeiformes, Clupeidae. Bases 293 to 2308 code for a protein of 671 amino acids.